Molecule: messenger RNA, 2232 nt
Organism: Anastrepha obliqua
Lineage: Eukaryota; Metazoa; Arthropoda; Insecta; Diptera; Tephritidae
Gene: Grip71
Exons: 5
Coding region: 122-2002 (626 amino acids)
Biological process (GO): microtubule nucleation; mitotic cell cycle
Cellular component (GO): spindle pole; pericentriolar material; ciliary basal body
Molecular function (GO): gamma-tubulin binding
Source: RefSeq, a predicted model, not a curated record
UACAAUAUCUGUGUUUUGCUGAUUGACAGUAGUUUUGAAAUUGAAUUUUAUUUCCCGUAUAUUCGAUUAAUUUUUUGCUUAUUAGUUUUCUUUGCCGAUUUAAUAUAUAAACCAUCUAGAAAUGUAUUUAAUUUCGACGGGGAAGACAACUGUUCUCUCCGAUUUCAGUAAUUUGGAAACGAAAUCCGUUUACCAGCACACUAAUGGCGAAACAACCGACUUUCAAUUCUAUGCGAGGCAACGCAUAUUCUUAGAGGUGAACAAAAAAUCGGGUCUGGAAAUAAUGCGAAUAAAGGACAAAGGCGAUCAAAUUUUAGAAAUUCAGCGUGUGCGCAAAUUGAAUAUUGGAAAUGUUUACUGUGUCGCCUGCGCCAAGCAGUCGCUGGAAGAAAUGGCGUUUGGUGGAGUAAAUGGGCAAGUGAGUCUGUACAAUUACAAAAACACCGAACUUUUACAUCGUUUUAAAGCUGAAAAUAAUCGUAAUAGUGUUCUGUAUUUGGAUUAUAAUGGAACAGACGAGUAUAUAGCCUCUGUGCUUGAAAAUGGUCAAAUCAACGUUUAUGGUACUAAAACGAAAACAAAAGUAGAUAGCGUCAACAUAGACGGAAACUCCACUCUGGCACGUUUUCAUCCUAGCAAGCGCUUCCAAUUGUCGAUAGCAUCUUUUAAAGGUGCCGUUACCGUCUACGAUUUACAAACUAAGCGCAAGAUAUUUAAUUUAAGCGAUGCGCAUGCUUCGCCCUGUCGCGAUUUGUGCAUGUCGGCUGCAACGCCUGAUGCACUGAUAAGCGUUGGCUACGAUUGUAUUGUUAAUGUGUUUGACACACGUCGCAGAACGCCUCAAAUCAAACUAAGUCACCCCCAUCCAUUAUCUACCGUGGCAAUGAGUAGUUGUGGUACAUACUUCUGCGUGGGAAACUUGAAAGGGGAGUUGAUUUCCUACGAUAUACGUAAUGUUAAAACAUGUUUAGUUACAAAAAAAGUACACGAUUGCUCCAUUACGCGGCUCUCAUUUGUGCCACUGCCAGAAGAUGAUAACAGCAUUAUAUCAAGUUUUUCCAACGCCACCGGAAAUAAUACAUCUAACACCACCGACAUGCCUGGCGAACAGCGGAAAUCCUUAGCAAAUACACGCCAACGGGACUCGUUUUGUGAUUUUUUAGACUUUCAGGCAAACAAACUGGAUCGAAUGUCUGCACGUUUUACAAUGCGGCGUGACAGCUUCGAUUGGGAUUCACUUGGGCGUAAGCCGAGCUCUGAAGAUAAUCGCACAAAUGUAUCGAAGGUAAAUGUCGGCAACGAAAGUGUCAAUAGCUCAAGUGAUAACUCCACUGAUGGGAAAUACAAUUUAAGUUUUGAUUACGUAAAUACACGACGUGCCAAAACUCUUGAAGAAGGAAAACUGCCUUUCUCAGCGUUACCGACGGCGCCACUUCGUGAUCGAAAUAGUAUUUCAAAAGUGAUUACAAAUUUGAAACAAAUCGAAGAGGAAGAAUCAGCACAACAAACUGAAUUAAGUUGCGAUAGUGACAAAGAGAAUCUCACAAAUAUGGAAAAAGAAUUCAGUCCAGCUGCUCAACUACAUAAAGCAUUAAAUGCAUACAAUAGUACACCCAAUCUUAAAUCGUUGGAUAGCUCGAAGGCGAGCACAAUUAAUCUACCAGAAAAAAAUAAGAUUACCGAAAAUAAAUUUCCAGAAACUGUAAGGACAUCUGUGUCACAAGUGGAUAUCUUACAGCAAAUCACUGAUUUGCGUAUGGAAAUGAACGCACGUUUUGAACACUUGGAAUCAGAAUUGAAAUUUAACGCAGAGCAAAAUAAAUGGCAAAUUUUUACACAGACAGCUGAUAUAUGGGCACGGCAAAUGAAUAACACCGAAGAUAUACGUGAUGCGCUGAGCUAUUUGUUGCAAAGCGAUCCUUUUGUCAACGAGUUUUUGCGUCUAAAAGACGAGAACGAGUUACUAAAGGCACAAUUACAGAAAUUCAUAGAGCAAAAGUAGGUAAAUGAUUGUGUUUUAGUUGAAAUCUAUUUAAACCUAUAAUUUUGUUUUGUAUCUCUAAAGACCGUAGAAACUAAACAAUUGUAGUUAAUUAAGAAUUCGCACUGAAUAGAUAUGUGUUAAUUUGAACUUGUAUUUCAUUAUAUAAUGCAUAAUUGUAACAAAAGACUUUAUGCCGCCAAACAUACAUCUAUGUACUGAUUAAGAAUAAAAGGACUAUGAUGUUAGUA